CCCUGAUAUCCUUGAUCUCACAUGAAGCCGUGUCCAGCUCAUAAAGAUCAAAAGAAAUUUUUCGAAGUUUGUAUUAUUAGUUUCACCACACGUUCGUUUACACCAAAAUAGUAAUCGAAACAAUCAAGUCACUCACAACAAAUCAGUUUGGGGUUAGCUACGGGUAACAGACGGGGAGGGGACAACCAUACAAUCUCCACUCUCUUCAUACUCACUCACACACAUCCCCCCCCAUCCAUCAUGGCGCCCCUAGCCCGCGUGCCCACAGUGCCCCUGCAGCGCGCCAUCUGGUCGCGCACCCUCCACGCGACCUGCAAGAUGACGCCGCUGAACCGGGCCCUGGCGCACGCCCUCCAGCGCGCAGGCUUCAUCUCGUGGUUCACCGAGUCCGGCGCCCACCCGCCAGACGCCAGCAUCCUCGAGCAGUUCUCCCCCGCGGAGCUCAGGGACAUGCACAUCGCCCACACGUCCAACCGGCACAAGCGCCAGCUCUGGAUGGGCCUCAGCUACCACACCAACGAGUGGAAGCGCGACAACGGCUGGUGGGAGUCCAAGGACGUGCCCGUCAUGAAGACCAUUCUGAGCAAGAGCCAGAAGCUGAAGGCCGAGAGGUUCGUCAUGAGUCCCGGCGAGGUGGAGAGGUUUGUCACGGGGGCGGCGCUAGGCGAGGACAUGUGGCGGAAGGGGCUUGUCGAGGGCCAGGGCACGUUUCUGAGAAUCGACGGGGGAGGAGAGGAAGAUGAGGAAUGGUCGAGGAAGAAUCCGGUUGAGGUGCUGGAGAGUAGGGAGGCCGCCGAGAGGGGUGUUGGGGGAGCGGUCAUCUGCCGUGUCUGGCCUCAUAGGAAGAGAGCUUUUGAUGAGAAGGAUUCCCAAGACAAGACCAUAUGGUGGGAGCGGGUCACGGCCGGUCAGCAAACGAAGCCCGAGUGAAGUCCAUCUGUUUGUUGAGGUCAUGGUGGUCGGCCUCGCUUGACAACGGGGAAACGGUUGUAUAAACACUGUGCCCGAGAACCAGGAUGUACGAUGAGAGAGACGAACACAUUUACAUGGCGUUAGGGGGAUCCCAGGUCAGCUGGUUGAUGAUACCCAUCUUUUAUGUCCACGAAACGAAUAUUGCACUAUAGAAAUCUCGGUAUUCAACGGCGUGGCGCCGGGCAGUUAUACAUCCCUUGUACAUAUAUCAUCAUUAACAUGGGGGCAUCUUGCUCAUUUGGGAAAUACGCACCUCUAAAAAUCACGUAACAAGUAUUCGAUGUUUUUCGAGGCGUUCCAGACACAUAUUGAAUGAGAUUGAG
Messenger RNA from Truncatella angustata, 1295 nucleotides. RefSeq lists its product as uncharacterized. Lineage: Eukaryota; Fungi; Ascomycota; Sordariomycetes; Amphisphaeriales; Sporocadaceae. The transcript has a single exon. The record is from RefSeq and is a predicted model, not a curated record. The coding region runs from base 241 to 930 and encodes 229 amino acids.